Molecule: messenger RNA, 579 nt
Organism: Cryptomeria japonica (Japanese cedar)
Lineage: Eukaryota; Viridiplantae; Streptophyta; Pinopsida; Cupressales; Cupressaceae
Exons: 2
Coding region: 1-579 (192 amino acids)
Source: RefSeq, a predicted model, not a curated record
AUGCCUACGUGGCGGUGGGGCUCGAUAGAAGCUGUUGGAGUGGCCAUCGGGAGAUGGCGAACGGAGUGGCCGCUGGCGGGGCAGAGGUCCAACGGAGCUGCCAGGAGUAGGUCGUCGGCAGGGUGGAGCUGCCAAAAGUCGAAGACCAGCACAACGAUUGCAGGCUACGGAAGGUGGCUCGGGCGGCAGGAGCCAUGGGGCCAGAGCUACAGCGGGGUGUCAGGGCCGGAACUCAGGAAGGAGGCCGGCCUGUCAGACCUGUCAGUCCGGCCCCUGCCAGCGGCCCCUCCAUCCUUCUCCGGCCGCUGCCGGCCCGGUCUCCGGUCCCCACCGGCCGCUGCAGGUCCCCGGCUUUCUUUUUCCGCCGGCCGUUGUCCGUUUCCGCCAGUCGUUGUUCGCUCCGGCGACGCUCCGGCAAGACCCUGCCACCGCUCCGGCGAGCCACCUCUGCCCAACUGCGCUCCGCUCCACCAGGCUGCACCACCUCCGCCCGGCCGUUGCGCCGCUCCGCCCCAGCAACACCUCCGCCUGGCCCAAGCCCCACCUCCACCCGGAGCACCACCAACCCCUCCUCUCUAG